GGGGAACAGUAGAUCUACAGAACACAACCGUUCAUGUCACCGCGGUGCUGUCAAAACAUUAAUAUGUUCAUGGCAUGUAGGCUGCUCCCGGAGUCACAGCAAUCAUGAUGAUGUCCACCAAAUAUUUGAAACUGCUCAACUCACAUACACUGAAAAGAAUUCCAGCAUACAGUGUUUACACCUUAACAACUGUUCAAAAGGAUACAAGAAAUUACAGUACAGGAUCCUCAUGUAUCAAGAAAGACUUUCUUAAACUGAGAGUUGCUUCUGCAGCAGUUCAUAUCUAUGGACUUAACAACAAAAGAUGUCUGAGCCUGUCUCCUGCUGGGAUAGUAAAUGCAGCCCCAGCACCUGUACAGCCGUACCUCCGGUUAAUGAGACUGGAUAAACCUAUUGGGACAUGGCUCCUGUAUCUGCCAUGUACGUGGAGCAUCGCGCUGGCUGCAGAACCAGGCUGCUUACCUGACCUGCAGAUGUUGGCACUGUUUGGCACUGGAGCUUUGCUAAUGAGAGGAGCUGGCUGUACCAUUAAUGACAUGUGGGACAAAGACUUCGAUAAGAAGGUGACCCGGACGGCCAUGCGGCCCAUAGCAGCAGGACAGAUCACUCAGUUCCAAGCUUUAGUCUUCCUAGGGGGGCAGCUGAGCUUAGCAUUGGGGAUUCUGCUCUGUCUUAACUAUUACAGCAUAGCCCUUGGUGCAGCAUCAUUAUCUCUGGUCGUUACCUACCCCCUAAUGAAGAGAAUAACAUACUGGCCUCAGCUCGUCUUAGGUUUUACCUUCAACUGGGGAGCUUUGCUUGGUUGGUCUGCUGUGAUGGGAUCAUGUGAUUGGUCUGUGUGUCUGCCUCUGUAUUUUUCUGGUGUGAUGUGGACACUCAUAUACGACACAAUCUAUGCCCAUCAGGACAAAGAUGACGACAUUAAACUGGGCGUCAAGUCCACAGCUCUAAGGUUCCAGGAACAGACCAAACCAUGGCUGAGUGCUUUUACUGUUUCCAUGCUGUCUGGACUGGUACUGGCCGGCGCCAAUACUGAUCAGACGAUCCCGUACUAUGCAGCUGUGUCCGCAGUCGGUCUUCAUCUAGCUCAACAGAUCUAUUUUUUGGACAUCAACAAACCUGAGGACUGCUGGAAGAAAUUUGCAUCAAAUCGGAACUUAGGACUUCUAUUAUUUUUGGGAAUAGUUGUUGGCAAUUUGUGGAAGAAGAGGAACCACAGUCAGCAUGAAAUGAAGACCACAGGUUUUAAUAAAACAGAUUAAUAAACAUUUAUUACAUUUCUAUACACAGGGACAUUUAUUAAUUCUUUAAAAAAUUUGAAAUGAUUACAUGUAUAAAAAUCAAUGUGAACAUCGAGCACAGAAACAGUAAGUUACACCUACAUACAAUCAAACCGAAAUCCAUACAUCAAGAUUCACACACAAAUAUAAAAACAAACGUAUACACAAAGGUCGCUAAAUCAAGUUGCCUAAGUUUUUAGUAGCACUAUAGAUAUUAUGGGAUGUACAGUAAUUGCGAAACAAGGCACAGCUAUUCAAACCAAGAUAAAACAAAUUAUUUGCUGGAUUUGCUUGGGAAGUUGAGUAGAAACUUGGUCACGAGGAUGCACACUCUUCAUAAGGAGAUUCAUAACUGUCCAUUGGAGGACAAGUGCACACCAGAUGCUGGUCGCCAUAGAUGUCAUCAAUCCUCGAAAUUGUGGGCCAGAAUUUGGUCUCGGGUCUGACGAAUGGCUGCAACGGGAGAAAGAAAACUCAGCAAAUAAGCAUCGUAAAGGUUUCUGUAAUGCCAAGUUCACAUUACACAAGUCAUCAGGUCGCUGUACAGUUCACACUACACAACUGGAUCUCUUGUAAUCAGGAGUCUUUCAAGUCGGUGUGGCUUUCACACUACACCAUCUAUCACCAACUGGAAUCGCAGGCGAGCUUCUCUGGUCUCCCAAACUACUUUUUUUUUUUUUUUUUUUUUCACGAAAACAAAUGCAAGAGGUGACGAAAGGUUUUAUGAUACCACGUCCAAAAAUGCACAUCAACAAGUGGUGAGCGAGCAAAGUUUGUGCGCUGAUGUGCAGUGUAAAAUCAAGGAGAAAAAAAAUAAAAUGAAUGAGUGGAUUUGGCUUGGAUUGUUCUAUAGGGAGUUAGAGGUUAAUAAAUAUUUUCUGCAAUGCAGCGUUGGUGUUUUGUAAAGAAUGAUAAGGUCAGAAAUACUGUAAUACUUGUGUGUGUGCCAAUGUAUUCUGAUAUAAUCUAUAUUAUGCCCCCGUCCCACCUUUUUACAACACCUACCCUGCGUUUCCCCUCAUAUCUUGCGUUCUCAUUGGCUGUUCGACAUAGCACUCAUUGCCAGUCGGGCAUCUCAGAUCCAGAUAUUUUACAAGCUAGAAAUCUCUCUUCGGUCGCCAAGCACUGUGAGCCGCUUGGGUCGAGUUGUUGAGUAGUUCACACAUAGCGAUUAAGAGUGGAGUUUUGAUCGCCGAGUGCACGCCGAGUUGCUCCAGAGCUGGCAAAUCUAGCCAAGCGAAAAUCGGGGCAAAGAUCGUGUAGUGUGAACUAGGGAUAAGGUGCAUGUAGGAAUAGGAAUUAGUUUUAGUAGAGCAUGAUAAACACUUAAUUGGUAACGGUUCAUCUUCAAUGCUUUACCUUUAUUCAGCAAGCUUAUACAACUCAUCGAUGUAUCAAACAGCAUUGUAUUUUAUAUGAACAGGUUUGCAUGGCUAAAUAACUGGCCAUAAUAUAAAACGGUUACAUUAAAUACAUAAACGGAGCGUUCAGAGCAUUCAGAAAGCAUAUUUUAAGCAAAUGCAGAAAAUCAUAUUCAUUAUUUUAACAACACUUAUUAUAGACUGAUCAUAUGCAUAUUUGCACCAGCUUUCUCAAACUUAACAAAAGCAGUUUGCAUUUACAAACAUCACUAUAUCGGAUUUAAAUAUUUGACAACAAGCAGAGAAAUAUGAUUAGGCUUAAAACCUGCUGUUCACUUACAAAGUAAGCACGCUGCAGAAGACCAUGACUGCACGCUGUUUAGUAAUUAAAAGUGACAGAACCCAUAUUGAUUCAAUAAGAUUUAUUUAAAUUAAAAGGAAAUAUGUUAAAAUCUAUAUACAGCCAUUACAAAAUUGAUAAAUUUGGCCAGACGUUUAUAAUUUAUUAUAAAUAAUUGAGCAAAUUUGAUACUUGACUAGUAAUGCGAAGGUUGCCGGUUCAAGCCACAUCACCACCAAGUUGCCAUUGUUGGGCCCUGAGCAAGGCUCUCAACCCUCAAUUGCUCAAAUUGCAUUCAAUGAUAAUUGCAAGUUGCUUUGGAUAAACAUGUCUGCUAAAUGCUGAAAAUGUAAAUGGAUAAACACUGGAUUGAAUUUA
Messenger RNA from Trichomycterus rosablanca, 3359 nucleotides. RefSeq names its product coenzyme Q2 4-hydroxybenzoate polyprenyltransferase (gene coq2). The coding region runs from base 105 to 1262 and encodes 385 amino acids. The transcript has 8 exons. Gene Ontology annotation, cellular component: mitochondrial inner membrane. Gene Ontology annotation, biological process: ubiquinone biosynthetic process. NCBI's taxonomy places the organism in Eukaryota, Metazoa, Chordata, Actinopteri, Siluriformes, Trichomycteridae. The record is from RefSeq and is a predicted model, not a curated record.